Didymodactylos carnosus is the source of this 1089-nucleotide messenger RNA. Lineage: Eukaryota; Metazoa; Rotifera; Eurotatoria; Philodinida; Philodinidae. The record is from the annotation of a GenBank genome assembly.
AUGAGCGUUAGUGCUGUUACUGCUCGUCCAAUACGAAAAUUUCCGCCGAAUCAAUGGACCAAAGCGAGCAAUUUAAUACACGGACGUUAUUGGCAUACAGCAACUCUGUUACCGUCCGGAAAAAUACUCAUUGCUGGAGGUUAUGAUUAUAAUGCUGGUGCUGCUCUAAGUAGUUGUGAACUGUUUGAUCUAUCUACAAAUAGUUCGAGCACGACUGGCAGUUUAUCGAUAGGACGUUAUUUACAUACAGCAACUCUUUUAAAAUCUGGAGAAGUUCUUGUUUGUGGAGGUAAUUAUCUUAAUACUGGUACUGGUGGUAACUUACUAUCAAGUUGUGAACGCUAUAAUCCAUCAAAAAAGAGUUGGAAAACUACUGGUAGUCUAUCAAUAGGGCGAGAUUCCCAUACGGCAACUCUUUUACAGUCAGGAAAAGUCCUUAUUUGCGGAGGUACUGAGGGUAAUGGUGGUGCUGGUAUCACACUAUCUAGUUGUGAAUUAUACGAUCCUUCCCAUCCAGUUCUUUGGAGCUAUGCUGGUAUGCUAUCAGUAGCACGUUUUGGUCAUACAGCAACUCUGUUAACAUCAGGAAACGUACUUAUUUGUGGAGGUUUUUUUACUGUUGCUAAUGGUCUAUCCAGUUGCGAUCUAUAUAACGAACCUACAAAUAGUUGGAGCAAAACAGGUAGCCUGUCACGAGGACGUUAUGAUCAUACAGCGACUCUUUUACAAUCAGGUCAAGUACUUGUUUCUGGAGGUGCUUAUGAUAUAUCCAUUUGUGAACUAUAUGAUCCAUCCGCAAAGACUUGGAGCACGACUGGUAGUCUAUCAAGAGGACGUUCUGAGCAUUUAGCAAAUCUCUUGCCAUCAGGAAAAGUAUUAGUUACUGGAGGUGUUUAUAAUGGAGGUGCUUCUGUUCUAUCUAGUUGCGAAUUAUAUAAUCCAUCCACAAAGAGUUGGAGCACGACUGGUAGCAUGUCAGCAGGACGCAGAUAUCAUACUGCGACCCUCCUUAAUUCUGGUCAAGUAUUAGUUGAUGGAGGUUAUUUUAAUGGUGUUGAGUUGGCGAGCUCUGAACUUUAUACUCCAUAG